AUGAAUCCUCUUCUCGAAGCUCACAGUAAUGUGCCCUCAUAUGAUGGUCCUUACUCUAAAGGGAACAAGGACUCACAAGGGACAGACAAUUCCCUGACCUCCAGGAGACAGAGUAUCCCAGAAGAUCUGCGGGGCGUGACGAUAGUAGAGCUGAUUAAGAAGGAAGGCAGCACCUUGGGCCUCACGAUCUCUGGAGGAACAGACAAGGAUGGAAAACCCCGCGUCUCUAACCUACGACCAGGAGGACUGGCUGCCAGGAGUGAUCAGUUGAACGUGGGCGACUACAUUAAGUCAGUGAAUGGUAUCAACCUGACUAAGCUGAGACAUGAAGAGAUCAUCAGUCUGUUGAAGAACGUGGGAGAGCGAGUUGUGCUGGAAGUGGAGUACGAACUGCCCCCAUCAGCACCAGACAGUACCUCAGGUGUGAUUUCCAAGACAAUGGAGAUAUGUUUGCACAAAGAAGGGACCAGCUUCGGCUUCGUCAUGAGAGGGGGCUCACACGAAGACUGGAACAAAUCUCGCCCGCUAGUGGUAACAUACGUCAGACCAGGAGGUCCUGCAGACAGAGAGGGUAGUCUGAAGCCGGGGGAUCGUCUGAUGAGUCUAGAUGGGGUGCCCCUCCACAGUGCCAACCACAGGGAUGCCCUCGCCGUGCUCAACCAGUGUGGCCAGGAGGCCCUCUUCCAGAUCGAGUAUGACGUCUCUAUCAUGGAUACUGUGACGAAUGUGUCUGGUCCCCUAUUGGUGGAGAUCGCCAAGUCACCAGGGGUGGCUCUGGGUAUCACCUUGACAACCACCACCCACAGGAACAAACAGGUCAUCGUCAUCGACAAGAUCAAAGCAGCUAGUGUGGUGGACAGGUGUGGAGCUCUCCAUAUAGGGGACCACAUCCUGUCCAUCGAUGGGACCAGCACAGAGCACUGUUCAGUCCUAGAGGCCACACAGCUGCUAGCCAGCACCUCAGACCAGGCCAAGCUAGAGAUCCUCUCUGCCCACCACAGCAGACUGCCUAACAAACCACAGGACACUGUGAAAGUUCAAAAGAGUGACCACCCCCACUCGUGGGACCCCUGUGUGAACUACUGUCCCCCCCAGCAACCCUCCUCCUACUGUAAGACCAACACCUGGACCACCUCAUCCAACCCUUCCAGCACACAGGAAUACUGUAAGUCCCUAGUGUCUACCACCUUCUCCCCUGGUUCCACCACCACCACAUCAGGCCCUGGGUCGACCAGCCAGAUCUCCAGUACCCUGCCCCGUACAGCUGUCCCCAUGAGCCCACGCAACUCCCUGAUGAAGAGACGACAGAGGAAAAAAGAGCAUAAGAGCUCAUCCGUGUCCCUGGCAUCCAGUAGUGUAGGUCCUGGUGGCCAGAUCGUCCACACAGAGAGCAGUGAGAUCAUCCUGAGAGGAGACCUCCUCAAUGGCUUUGGGGUCCAGCUACAGGGGGGAAUAUUCGCUACAGAGACCCUUUCUGCUCCGCCUCUCAUCCGCUUCAUAGAGCCAGACAGCUCUGCCGAGAGGUGA
This is a messenger RNA of Salvelinus namaycush (lake trout), 1527 nucleotides long. Its product is annotated as glutamate receptor-interacting protein 2-like. NCBI's taxonomy places the organism in Eukaryota, Metazoa, Chordata, Actinopteri, Salmoniformes, Salmonidae. The transcript is spliced from 12 exons. Gene Ontology annotation, biological process: neurotransmitter receptor transport, endosome to postsynaptic membrane. The record is from RefSeq and is a predicted model, not a curated record. Gene Ontology annotation, molecular function: protein binding. The coding region runs from base 1 to 1527 and encodes 508 amino acids.